UGUAAGUAAGUCAUCAUCGCCUAGUCAAGCAGGCGUCAUUGGGUCAACACGAAGUACGAACACGCUUCUCUUCUCUUUUCUUAUUCUUUCUUACCAGAGAUCUAUGUUUAUUUUUUGCUAUCUCCCAAACAACAUACAAAAUUAUUCACCUUUUUCUUUUCAAACUUUCACUUCCUCUUCCUCGUCUCUCAUUUCCCCAUAAAAUUAACCCAAUUUCUGUUAACAAAAGAAAAACAUAAUAAAACUUUCCUUCAACUUUUGUUUCUAUUUCAUGGGCUGGUCUUCGAUUUGGGAACCAUAGACAAAACACAACCUCCAUGGACAAAUCCCAAAGCUUUCUUCAUAGUUUUCUCCAACACUUUAAAUUCGGUUCUACUACAGAGCGAAACAAUGAAGCUGAAUUAAAAAGAAUGACUUCACAGGAGCAGAAGAUAUUUUCCUAUGAAACCCUUGUUUCUGCCACAAAGAAUUUUAAUGCUAUCCAUAAGUUAGGUGAGGGAGGUUUUGGUCCUGUCUACAAGGGGAAAUUGAGUGAUGGGAGAGAAGUAGCGGUGAAGAGGUUGUCACACACAUCAAAUCAAGGGAAGAAGGAAUUCAUGAAUGAGGCAAAGUUGUUGGCACGUGUGCAGCAUCGGAAUGUGGUGAAUUUGUUGGGUUAUUGUGUUCAUGGAACAGAGAAGCUACUUGUUUAUGAGUAUGUGCCUCAUGAGAGCCUCGACAAGCUUCUAUUCAGUUUGAUGGACGCAGAAUCUGAGAAGAGAAAGCAGCUAGAUUGGAAACGUAGGUUUGGAAUAAUCACAGGCGUGGCAAAGGGAUUGCUUUAUCUCCACGAAGACUCCCACAAUUGCAUUAUCCAUCGUGACAUUAAGGCAAGUAACAUACUGCUUGAUGAAAAAUGGACGGCCAAGAUUGCAGAUUUCGGAAUGGCCCGCCUCUUCCCCGAAGAUCAAACCCAAGUCAACACACGCGUGGCUGGAACCAAUGGAUAUAUGGCUCCCGAGUAUAUGAUGCAUGGAAAACUAUCUGUCAAGGCUGAUGUGUUUAGCUAUGGAGUUUUGGUAUUGGAGUUGAUCACAGGUCAACGAAAUACUUCCUUUAAUUUGGAAGUGGAGGGUCUUACUCUCCUUGAUUGGGCAUACAAAAUGUACAAGAAAAGGAAGAGCUUAGAAAUUGUAGAUUCUACAUUAGCAUCUACAGUUGUAACAGAACAAGUAGGUAUGUGCAUUCAGCUGGCUCUACUAUGCACUCAAGGAGAUCCACAACUACGUCCAACAAUGAGACGUAUCGUAGUGAUGCUUUCAAGGAAAUCACCACAAAGCCACAUGGAAGAACCAACAAGACCAGGAAUACCAGGUAGCAGAUAUAGAAGACCUCCUAGGUACUCUGCUUUGUCUUCCACAGUUGGUACCUCUGGUUCUCACUCUUCUGAUUCAAGCAACACUCUUACUGUUACUGCCACGAUCACUAGUAAAAGUUCAGCUACUGCAGAGUUAGACCUAAGAGGGAAACGUCCAAUGCUGGAUUAGGCUCAAUUAUUUUGAUUAUUAUUAUUCUUUUUGUAAUGUAAGUAUGUGAUUUGAACCUAUUAGAAUGUAAAUAUGAGAUGUUUAGGCUAGGAAUCGCCAGGUUGAUGUGAAAUUCUUAUUCUUUUAAUAUUUUUAAGAUGGAAAUGAGCUGAAAUUCCUGUUAUUAAGGUAGAAAGAACAAGAGGAUGAAAUUCUGUAAAUACCUUGUGUAUUACUGAAUUGAAUGGAUUACAAGAUGUGUUUUCAAUAUAA
Molecule: messenger RNA, 1778 nt
Organism: Cicer arietinum (chickpea)
Lineage: Eukaryota; Viridiplantae; Streptophyta; Magnoliopsida; Fabales; Fabaceae
Product: cysteine-rich receptor-like protein kinase 43
Biological process (GO): protein phosphorylation
Molecular function (GO): ATP binding; protein kinase activity
Source: RefSeq, a predicted model, not a curated record